Iphiclides podalirius (scarce swallowtail) is the source of this 519-nucleotide messenger RNA. NCBI's taxonomy places the organism in Eukaryota, Metazoa, Arthropoda, Insecta, Lepidoptera, Papilionidae. The record is from the annotation of a GenBank genome assembly.
AUGGAGAUGGCGGAAGCCCAUCACCAAAAGCUUCAACACCCAGAAGUAAUUCAAGAGGGACUUUAUCAAAAGACGGCACUCCAAAAGGUCGAAAAGACAGUAUCAGUGCUCUGGCUACAAAAACCAGAAAGGAGAGUGGCAGUUCUCAUGCUUCAACCGAUACCCCUAGCAUUAAGUCUGAAAAAGAUUAUGAUCGGAGAAGGGACUCAAGGGACUCGAAUGCAUCCGGGCCCCGUGAUAGUUCCACUAGUAGAAAAUCACUAUCCCAAAGAGAUAAAUCAACUAAAUCUAAAGUUACCUCAGUUGCCUUGGUUCUCGCCGCGGCCGUCGUCGCGCCAAUACAUCGACCCCACCCGCAACAACGCCAGCAAAAAGACGGAGGACAUGACACAAACACACACAUUCGUAUCUGCAUUUCUUCUGACACACACAGCCGCGCCCAGGGUGGGACCACAGGGCCAAGGGAAAAAGGGGGGAAACAAGAUAUCACCCAGUCAACCGUUUUUUCUCGUGAAGUGC